This is a messenger RNA of Durusdinium trenchii, 414 nucleotides long. The record is from the annotation of a GenBank genome assembly. Lineage: Eukaryota; Dinophyceae; Suessiales; Symbiodiniaceae.
AUGGCGGAUCGAACGCGGACAGACUUUAGAUCGACUUGGUGCGAUCCGAAAGCAUGGGAGGUCCUGGAAGUCAGCCUGCGGAAUGAAUGCGGGAUCUCCCUGUGCAUCCUCUUCGUGCUCUCAAAGAUGGGUGUCGUCGACGCCAUCAGCCAGAGUCAGGAGAAGCUACUUUUGAGCUUCGCCACCGAGAAGGAGAAGCUUAUGCUGGAAAAGGCUGAGAGUUGCGGACGGCGCCGGCGACCUUCCACGGAGGAAACAUGCGGCGGUUCCAUCGUCGGGUCUUCCGCCGGCUGCGUUUGCGUGCUGUGGUGUCAAGUGAUUGUUGGAAGCAGGUGUGGAGGAUGUCUCAAGUCGCUUUUGCUUCGAGUCUUCAACUGUUUUCAUUUGCGCCGGUUUGUUGGGAUGGCCACGUGA